Molecule: messenger RNA, 613 nt
Organism: Zea mays
Lineage: Eukaryota; Viridiplantae; Streptophyta; Magnoliopsida; Poales; Poaceae
Exons: 6
Coding region: 1-537 (178 amino acids)
Source: RefSeq, a predicted model, not a curated record
AUGCAUUUUGAGCCCAUGCAGUUUCUGUUCUGGACAAGGACAUUAGCAGCUUCAACUAAUGGACCUACUUUGCGAUCAAGGACUGAAAGGGAUAUUGUUGAUGAAGAAUCUGAAAAUAGUUACGAAGAAUCUGAAAAUCCCAUCAAUGAUGAAGUUGGUAGGAACAACGAAGAGUUUGGUAAUUUCAUAGGAACUUUGGUGAGGAAAAAUAUCCCUGUUUCUUGUGAGGAUUGGAGACUAGUUGAUUCUAAAAAGAAGUUUGAGUUAUGGACAAAAGUGAAGGAAUACUAUGAAGUGGAUGAAUCUGGUAUAGAUUAUGUUAUAACAUCUGCAGCAAAAAAGUGGAGAGAGUUUAAGGCUGACCUAAAGAACAAAUAUUUUGAUGAAACAUUGAGUUUUGAAGAGUUUAUUGCUAAAAGGGAUGAAAGGGUGAAAGAAUCUGAUUGGGAGUGGUUGAUAACUUAUUGGAUGUCUCCAGAAGCCGAGGUUCGUACAAACAGAGGCCGAGCAACAAGGACGCCCUGCGAGAAGAGAUGAAAUAUAUGUUAGAACACACACGCGUAAGAACAAAGAAGGGGAUAUUGUGCCUCUACCUGGAGCAGAAAUAUUCAUU